GCCGCAAGUGCAGCCCUACAAAGCAAAAGACCAAAAAAUAAUAAUAAUAAAUAAAAAACAAAUUGGAAUGACACAGGCCAGGAGGUGAGGGCCCCAAGGUGGGGUGGCCCACCAGACAGGCUCUGUUACAGCGACAUCUGACUGGGCAAAAGCCACCCACACAGCACUGUGUCACAGGACUUGAAGAGGCUACUUCCAGGUGCGGCCAGGCCAGGCCCUGCCUCCACUCAAGAGCCUUGGGGAUAAGGAGGGCUUUCUGCCCAGAGCCCUGUCCUCUGUGGGCCCAGCAGGCUGCAUGUCAGCUCCCCCUGCCCCACCCCCAGACACAGGAAACAGCUUGUGUGCAGGCUGCACCCACCAGCUCCCAAGCGGGGGCCCGGUGCCUGAGCCUCCAGCAAUGGGGACCAGUGUGGGAUGUGCCCUCGGGCUCCCAGAAAGAGCCUGGAAUCUAGAAAUCUAGUUUGGAGGACACCUCACGUGCCGGAGGGGGUCCUAGGAACUGCCAGGACAUCGGAGGAGCAGAGACAAGCUGCCCUACACGCAACCACACAUAGGAUCCCGAGGCUCCUGGUCCCGGUGACACUAUUUGUGCUUCCUAAGCAUCACGGGAAUUAAAGGAUCCUGGUGUCGUGACACAUGGGCCUGGCCAGGACCCAAUAAGUGAAGUGUCCCACAGACAUUUCACUCACGUGGACAAGACCCAGCUGGGCAGGGUCAGCCAACGGCGCCUGGAGGACGGGGCGCUUCCCCAGAGCAACCUUGGACCGUUUGGGCUGCGCCUGCACCCGUGCUCACAGGGACCAGCCAGGCUUCUCACUGUCACCGUUCUCUUCUGGGCUGCCUCCUCUGGAAUCACCAUCAGAAGAAAACUCAGAAGAAAGGUCACAGUUCCCUGACCCCUACACUGACCAGCCCAGACCCUACCCUUGCUGCCCCCAUGGAGGCCGCCAUGGAUUGGUUCUGGAAGCUUCCUCUCCCGCCCCCUUCCUUUGGGACUGCAUUUCUGCCCCUGUCAGCUUUUGCUUGGCUGCGUGUCCAGCAUAUGUCCCAGCAGAGCCACCAACGGCGGGGGCAGCAAAGGUCACAGAGACGGGAGAGUCACUGCUGCUCAGGAGCAGGACUUCUCAGGCGCUGGGCCACUGAGGACAAGACACUAACCCGAGUGGAGACCAGAGGAGAGCCCUUCACAGCACUGAGCUUCAUCAGCCCACUGUCUCACCUGCCUUCCGAGACACGAGAGACAGAGACGGCAGCUUCCAGCUCAUCAGGUGAAGGGCAUGUAAGAUGCCCCCCCAGCUCCCCCCGGGGGCCACCUCCCAAGUCCAGGGGUGUGAGCUGCCAACACUGGAGGACGUGCUCGCCUGUGGGGAUUUCAUCCGGUUGGAAAGCGGGUCCCGGCGCUGUGCAGUCAGCUGCUCCCGUCCGUCCCAGGGCCAGAGCACAGGGUGGGGGGGCUUCGGCGUCUCCAGGGAGCUCGAACCGGUGGCUUCCUUCACCACAACGCGGCAAAAAUAAAACCUCCCACAGUAAGUGACCGAAUCAAAAUAGCGUUUCUUUUUUUGGUUCAUGGCUGCCCCACAAAGGCCUGGCUUCACGAUCCGCCGACACCAGGGCCCAGAGCACCUGGUUCCCCCUGUCCCGGCCGAGGGUCCAGGUGGACAAGAGGCCUCCUGGGGCAGCCGCCUCGAGCUGCCAGCUGAGGACCUGCGGGGCAAAUGUGCCCAGCCGCCGCGGGGGCGCUGCCCGGGCACAGACACGGGCGCCCACGGCCGCGCGAGGCCAGGGUCCCUCCGGCCAACAUGCCACAUGGACCAGGUGCAGCCACUUCAAGGCUGGGGCUGCGGGCUUUCCACGCGGACGCCAGCAGGCUUCCCUGGGCGCCUCACCGCUGGGGACGCGGGGCUGGAGACGCUGAGAGCCGCUCUGGGGGCAGAGACGAGAGUCAGCACACAUGUCCUUCACGGAGCGCGUCCCCCGCGUCACCUCGCAGCCGCCGCAGCGGGAGACGGGCACCCCCAUCCUCAGAUGGGGCCUGGAGGAGCCACGCCCGGCGGCCAGCCUGCCCCCGGACUCCCGCAGCCCUUGGCUGCUGCCGUCCAGAAAGGCCUGGCGCCUGUGGGCCCGGACCUAAGGGAAAUCAACCACUCCAGCUGCCGAGGGCUGGCCCCGCGGGGCCGGCGUGUCGCCAGCCCGAAGUUCAAGCCGCAGAAGCCGGCCGUGAUUCCACCCACCUCGUCUACGCGGAGGCGGAGCAUCUCGGGGCAUUUCCACGAGCUCCCCAAAGCCCGAGCCCCAGCUGACCGAAAUGAGUGCACGCUGGGGCUCUGAGACCGGCCCUCCUCACCACUUGGGGCCUGGGGGGCAGGACGGAGGGAGGGACCCCUUCUCUCUGUGCGCCCGCCCCUCAGGAAGCCAACAUGCCGGCAGCACGUCUGCCUGUGUCCCCAGUGGUCACAGGAAGAGGAUGGCACAGGUUGGCACCGCCUGAGCUGACCGUCUGAGACCCCAAGCCAUUGUCCAACCGGCACAGAUUAGUUAGAACAGGGUCUUUGCUUUUGGUGGAAUUAUGUGGAAUCAGAUUUGGGACACAGGCCAUCCAACACUCCACAGCUGUUCUCUUUGGCAAUGAAAUAUGCCUUUGAUGGGCAAAAUGGUAAAACAUAUCAAAGUAAAAAUGAGCAUAGGUUUAUGAGGAAAAUAAUAAAAGUUCUUUGAUGAUGAAAAGAUUGAGAAUAUCACUGUUCUUGAUAAAUUCAGAUAACUCUAGGAAGCCUGAGGAUUGGAGCAACUUUGAAAAAGGGGCCACUCCUGAUGUGAUGAGAUCAAGCAAACGGGUAGGGAAACCGUUCCUAUUUAAGGGUGAAAGAAAAUUAUGAACAGCCGGACUUGCUCAUGAUCAAAUAAUGUAAUUAAAAUCAUCGCUUUACCCAUUAUGUCGUAAAAUAUCCAUGAUGAAUUGUGGUAAACAGGCUUUUCAUACCUCAAGGGCAUUGACAUCGGUUGUUUGGGGGGAAGAGAUGUGACAUUUGGCAAUGAGUGCCAAGAACAAAGUCACACUCAGGCUCUUCGACUUAGUAAUUGGUGUGGCAGCUGGGAGAGCUGUUGGCCGGUGUUAUUAUAGCAGCAGGAAUUUCCUAAAUAAAUGCUUUAUGGCAUAUUAAGCAGUCUUUUAAAAUGAUGUUUUGAAGACUGUAGUAAUCAUAUGAAGACGUUAUCAUAUGAAGCUGAUGAAAUUCCCAUCCAGUCCAAGGCUUAGGCAGGAAGGCCCCAUUAGUGCAUGAGUGGCUGCAGCCUCUCACGAGCAAAGAUUUUGAAACCUCAACACCUCUGACUUCAUCCCAGCCAGAACCCAGAUUGGGACUUGAACCCAUGUGCCAGGACUCGAA
Messenger RNA from Sus scrofa (pig), 3386 nucleotides. NCBI's taxonomy places the organism in Eukaryota, Metazoa, Chordata, Mammalia, Artiodactyla, Suidae. The record is from RefSeq and is a predicted model, not a curated record.